This is a messenger RNA of Grus americana (Whooping crane), 1490 nucleotides long. RefSeq names its product histone-arginine methyltransferase CARM1-like. The record is from RefSeq and is a predicted model, not a curated record. Gene Ontology annotation, molecular function: protein-arginine N-methyltransferase activity. Gene Ontology annotation, biological process: peptidyl-arginine methylation. The transcript is spliced from 12 exons. NCBI's taxonomy places the organism in Eukaryota, Metazoa, Chordata, Aves, Gruiformes, Gruidae. Bases 114 to 1490 code for a protein of 458 amino acids.
GUGUUCUGUCGACGAAGUCUCCUCAGCCGGUCUCCCUCCGCCGCAGCCGUCUUCCCCCGGGCUGGCAGGGAGCGGCAACUGCUGUUGGCAGAGUGGGACAGCGGGAUCGGAUCAUGGCUGCUCCGUCUCCGCACGCACAGCAGCCGCUGCAGUGGAGCGUGAGGCUGCUCCUCACCAGGGAAGAGCUCCCGGCGGGACUGCAGCUCGCCAGUCCCAGUCAGAAAGCCCUGCAGCUGGAGGUGCAGCCGAGGGAGGAGGACGCGGACGUGAUUGUGACAGACGCUGAUGGAGUCUGUGUGUUUAAAUGCUUGGUUAACAGAGACACUGAAUACUGUCGUGUUGGAAGACAGUCUGUGUUAAUUACGCUGGGAUACAGCACUGUUUUGCUCCAGUUCAAGUCACAAGCUGAUUACAAUACAUUUUCUAAUGCAUUGAAGAGAUGCCGUAGCCAAAAGAAGGAGAACUCUGUGUUCAGUCAGCGAACAGAUGAAGCAUCCGCUGCUCAGUAUUUUCAGUUUUAUGGCUGUCUGUCUCAGCAACAGAAUAUGAUGCAGGAUUUUGUGAGGACAGCCACUUAUCACAGAGCUAUCCUACAGAACCACAUAGAUUUUACAGAUAAGGUGGUCCUAGAUGUUGGCUGUGGAUCAGGAAUCCUUUCAUUUUUUGCAGUGCAGGCUGGAGCUAGAAAAGUCUAUGCGGUUGAAGCCAGUUCAAUGGCAAAAUAUGCGGAGCUGUUGGUUAGAAACAACAACCUUUCUGACAAGAUCACAGUUCUGUUCGGAAAAAUUGAGGAGAUCUCCCUCCCUGAGAAUGUUGAUGUGGUGAUUUCUGAACCGAUGGGUUAUAUGCUGUUCAACGAAAGGAUGUUGGAAAGUUACCUGCAUUCCAAAAAAUGGUUGAAGUCAAAUGGAAUGAUGUUCCCAACAUUCAGUGACAUUCAUUUGGCUCCUUUUUCUGAUGAACAGCUGUACAUGGAACACUACUCCAGAGCCAAUUUUUGGUACCAAGAAUGCUUUUAUGGGGUCAACCUGUCCAGUCUGCAUGGUGCAGCUGUGGCUGAGUACUUUCGACAACCUGUUGUGGAUACUUUUGAUGUGAGAAUUCUGAUGGCUCGGACAGUGAAGUACACCGUUAACUUCUUGGAAGCUGCUGAGGAAGAUUUGCAUAGAAUGGAAAUCCCUUUUGUUUUCCAAAUGAUACAGUCUGGACUAGUCCAUGGCCUGGCCUUCUGGUUUGAUGUGGCAUUUGUAGGAUCACUGGUUACUGUUUGGUUGUCCACUGCACCAACAGAACCUCUCACUCACUGGUACCAAGUACGCUGCCUUCUUCAGACGCCCCUUUUUGCUAAAGAGGGGGAAACUCUCUCAGGGAAAGUCUUACUUGUUGCCAAUAAGCGACAAAGUUAUGAUAUUCAGAUUGUGGCUAUGGUGGACCAGACAGGAUUUAAAUCUGAUAAUAUUCUUGAUUUAAAGAAUCCAUUUUUUAGGUAA